Molecule: messenger RNA, 1393 nt
Organism: Suillus fuscotomentosus
Lineage: Eukaryota; Fungi; Basidiomycota; Agaricomycetes; Boletales; Suillaceae
Exons: 5
Coding region: 23-1126 (367 amino acids)
Biological process (GO): phosphatidic acid biosynthetic process
Cellular component (GO): endoplasmic reticulum membrane
Molecular function (GO): ATP-dependent diacylglycerol kinase activity
Source: RefSeq, a predicted model, not a curated record
CGCCUUCAUUCUCGUCAACGAGAUGACGCUUCCCGCAAACGACGCCUUUUCGUUAGGUCUUGCGCACGACCAGCCCCGUCGCUCGAGCUCGCGCGCCCGUACACCAUCACUCCCGCGUCGCUCAUCUUCCCCAAAAAUAUCUUUUUCUCCACCUUCCACGUCGAGCAGCAUCGUCUUCUCGCCACAGCCAGCAAAUGGAAUGCCUGCGAAGAGAGGACAUAAGCGCAAGGCAUCUGCAAGAAACGGUUCCAAACAGCUCAAACACAACGGAGAAGCGACGAUAGAGGAACUUAUAGAGGAGGUCGACGCGCGAAUAGCACGCGAGCGCAAGCUGUCCCCCAACAGCUUACCUGAUAAACGCAACACUGUGAAAAAACAGAUUGAUUGGGAGAUUCCUCGCAAGGCGUUACAUUCAUCCAUUGGUUUUUUUACAAUUUACCUAUAUACCUCCAAAGGCGACCCACAGACGGUCGUUAUUGCUUUGAGCACUGCCCUUGCUGUUCUUGUUCCAAUAGACAUUCUCCGCUUAAAGUAUCCCCUCUUCGAACGUGCCUUUGAGAAAUGUGUUGGCAUCUUCAUGCGCGAUAGCGAAAAGAAAUCAUCUAAUGGUGUUAUAUGGUACAUUCUCGGCGCCAACACUGCGUUAAUUACGUUGCCUCUUGAUAUCGCAAUCGUCUCAAUUCUUAUCCUGUCUUGGGCUGAUACAGCCGCCUCCACUUUCGGUCGUCUGUGGGGCCCGCUCACACCCCCGCUCCCUGCACGACUCUUUGGUCUCCCUCUUGCCCCUCGUAAAAGUCUGGCGGGCUUCAUCGCAGCCUCACUCACAGGUGCUGCUGUCGCUGCCGGAUUCUGGACGUACCUUGGACCGGUGAGAGACAACUCGACAUGGUCCUGGGACGCUGGUGUAUCGAGUACGUUUAGCGGUGGGAGCGCAGAAGGUGGGAAGGUCUUCAGUGGGUGGGCGGGUCUUGCUGUUGUAACUGUGUGUGCAGGUUUAGUUUCGGGCAUUGCCGAAGCACUCGAUUUGGGUUCCGUGGACGAUAACCUCAGUCUACCAAUCAUCGCUGGUGGAUGCCUAUGGGGACUCUUCAAAGUCCUUGGCUGGCUAGGCGAUAUAUUCUCAUGAUUCCCCCUUUCAACCCCUCCUUCACCUUCAGCGUCAAUCAUCGGAUAUUUGCAAUUUCAUGUGUUCAAUCUUUCAAUAGUGGAUAUUUUACCUGGCACAUGUCGAUAGUGAUGACGAGAGUGUGAGACAAGACGAUUAUGAUGAUGAUGGAUGAUAUAUUAACCAAUUUCAUGCGUUUGUCUGUGCUACUUUUAAUGCACUAGUUAGUAGAAGUAGAUUACUAUAGUCAUUCAUCCGUAUACCGAAUUCAAGCCAAUUUUGUUGUCA